AUGUGUCAGCGUGGCGCCCUCAAAGUCGCCAUAACUGAGAACUACCCCCAGGUACUUGAUGGAGGACACAAUUGGCAGAUGGUGCGGCUUCCCGUUGGGGGCCGGGAUAAGAAGGACUCUGCCAUCGGGGGUGUCCAAGGUGUGUCGACGUAUCCAAAGGCGCGCUUGCCUUCCCCUAAGCGCGAGGACCACUUUGGUCUUCUAUGGCUGGACUUGCAGUCCGAGCGCUUCCAGCAGCUGAAAGCUCUGACUGACAGCCUGCAUGAGCAGAUCCAGGUCCUUUCUGGCGUACACCUCCCAGGUUUCCAGGAGAUCGUCCGCAUACAUAGUGACAAGGUCGGUGACCCAUUGGGUGCCGCAUUUCUCCGCGAGGGCACGCAGUAA
Messenger RNA from Symbiodinium natans, 384 nucleotides. Lineage: Eukaryota; Dinophyceae; Suessiales; Symbiodiniaceae. The record is from the annotation of a GenBank genome assembly.